ACGAAAAUCAAAACAAGUCUGACAAAUCAAUCAAUCAACGUGUCUUUUGCUCAGAAAAGUUUUAAUUGAAAUGGAUAAAAACUGAAAAUGAACUGAAGUUGGCAAGUUGGUUGUCAUGACUUCAAUACAGUCCAAUACCGAAAGACAAGAUGACGAAAUACAAGUUUUGCAAGCAAUUUUUACAGACGAUUUUGUUGACUUAAGAAAACAAAAUGUAUGGAAGACAAGGAUACCACCUGAAAUUCGACUUACAUUACGACCCCAGUUAAGUAUGAGCAGUGAUCUUGAUAAUCAUACGCAAGUAGAUUUGUACCUGAAAUGUUCUACAUUAUAUCCAGAUCAGAUUCCUGAAUUUAGGUUAGAAAAUCCUAAAGGAAUCACAAAUUAUGAGUUAUCUGUCUUGAAAGAUGAAUUAGAAAACCAGGUUGUUACAUUGGUUGGAGAAGUUCUCAUAUUAGAUAUGGCUCAAACUGUUCAAAAAUUUCUACAUGCUCAUAGCCGUCCUGCACCCAAGUCUUUUUAUGAGGAAAUGUUAUCAAACAAACGUAGGCAAGAAGAAAAACUAGCACUAGAACAACAAAAAAGAAAUGAAAUGAUAAAAAGAAAAGAAGACAAAGAGCGCCAACUUAUCGAAGAAGAAAUUGCAAAAAGACAAACUGCCUUGAAGUUAGAAAUGAAAAGAAAGAAGGAAGAAGAGAAACAGUUUGAUGUAAUAGAAACUUUAGAAAUUGAUGGCCUAGCAACUACACAUAUGUCACCUAUACAACCAGUUCCUUACAGAUGUACGUCUCUUGCAUCUGAUACUUCAGAUGGUGGAAAAUAUGGGCUAUCUUCAACAAGAAGACACAGACGGACUAGUACGCCAAUGAGUGUGUCAGAGGAAGAACAUGAGUGUCAGUGUAAAGAACAUAAAGCUGGUCUACAAGUUCUUUUAUUUAACUCAAAAGGCGAUCGCACUGUACAACGUGGAAAAUGUUUGGGACAUAGUGAAAAUGGUAGUACUGUUUAUGCUGGAUUAGAUACCGCUAGUGGUGAUGUGGUGGCCGUUACAGAAUGGUUAUUAAAAUGGAGACAUAUAGCUAAAAAAAAAAGGGAAAUCAUCGAACUAGACCUAGAAGGGAACACUUACAUGAAACAGGGUGGCUGAAGAAAAUUUCUUCCUGACCGGCAUCCAGGCCUUGCAACAUCACUGACAAAAGUGUGUACAUCUCGAAGGGGACUGACUAUGUAGAAAAAUAAAUGGAAGCCAGGUCUUUCACAGGUAUUAACAGAAUAUUCUGGUGGAGGAUGUUUAGAUAGAUAUUUAAAAAAGAAAGAAGCUCUAGCUAUUGAGAAAUUAAAACAUUAUACUAAAGAAUUGUUAGAAGCUCUAGAAUACCUUCACAAUAAAGCAGUUGUACAUAAAAAUUUAAGGUCAUCUAGUGUUUUUGAAGAUGCAAAUGGAAAAGUUAGGUUAGCUGAUUUUAGUGUUAAUAAAAGGUUAGCAGAAUUAUAUGAAAGUGUUGAAAAUGCUAGACCUGGUGUUCACUUCUGUGUUAGUCCGCAGGUUGUUGGUCGUGGUGGAAAAAAAGGAGAUAUUUAUCAGUUGGGUAUAAUGUUAUUGUCUUUGGCAGAAGGUGAAAAAGUAACUACCAUUCCUCCUACCAUACCGACACAUUUACCACAAAUAUUUCACGAUUUUCUUACCAAAUGUAUAAUGAAUGAUGAAAGAUUACGUUGGUCAGCUACACAGUUACAAGAUCAUCCUUUUUUGAAAGAAACAAUACUCCCACCAUUACCUGAAAAACUUCCAGUAAAACAAAAAGAGGUGAAGAAAAGUAUUAUUGAGGAUGAUGAUGAAGAAGAAAUACCAUAUAUAACAGCAUUUGAAGCCAGUGGUCUUUCCAGAUUAACCAAUGAAUUUGAAAUAAUGAAAUCUUUAGGAAAAGGAGGAUUUGGUGAUGUCCUUAAGGUUAAAAACAAGUUAGAUGGUCGUAUAUAUGCUAUCAAGAGAAUUCCUCUCAACCCCAAAAGUCAGCAUUUUACAAAGAAAAUUACCAGAGAAGUAAAACUAUUGUCCAGAUUGAACCAUGAAAAUGUAGUAAGGUAUUAUAAUUCAUGGAUAGAAACUAGUGAUGAUCCAGCCAAUAGUGACACAUCUUCUAGUGCUGCUGGUACAUCAUCAGCUAAAACAGACUCUGAUAAAAAGACACCCUCUUCUGAUUUUACCAGCAGAAACAGUCUAGGUUUUAUUGAUAACAUAGAAAACAUGGCACCACCCACAAAAACAGAUACUUCAUUAGAAUGGACUAUGAAUUAUUCUUACAGUACAAGUCAGUUACAGAAACCUUUCUCUGAAUCAGAUUCGGACUCUGAUGAUGAUAAUGAUGAUUUGCGUGCUUCGUUCUUUCCAUUGUUUGAUGAAGAUUCUAACAGUAUUAUAUUUGGUGGAGAUGAUGAAGAUGAUAAAUUUGAAGAUACUUCAGUUAUUUCUAAAAAAGACAAUAUGAAAAAGGAAACUGCAUUAGAUGAAACUGACAGCUUAUUAGAUAGUGGACCAAAGCUGCAAUAUCUCUAUAUACAGAUGGAAUAUUGUGAGAAAAGUACAUUAAGAAAUUGUAUAGAUGCUGGAUUAUAUGAAGAUGUUGAUAGAACAUGGAGAUUAUUCAGAGAGAUUAUUGAAGGACUUAUACAUCUACAUGACCAGGGAAUGAUUCACAGAGAUUUAAAACCAGUCAAUAUAUUUUUAGACUCAAAUGAUCAUGUUAAGAUUGGAGAUUUUGGAUUAGCUACAACAGAUAUUCUAGUCAAGCAAAGUGCAUUAUUAGAUGCAAGUAAACAGAUUGGUAAUGUUUCUGAUUUUUAUCUCAGUUCUUCACGCUCUAUUAGUUUAGGAGAUGGUAAUUUAACAGGUAAUGUAGGAACAGCACUCUAUGUAAGUCCAGAAGUCAUGGCUAGUGGUGGUAAACUACAUUAUGAUCAGAAAGUGGAUAUAUACAGCCUUGGAAUCAUAUUUUUUGAGAUGUGCUAUCGACCAUUACCAACGGGAAUGGAAAGGGUAACCGUAUUAGGAAAUGUCCGUCUGCCAUCAAUUCAAUUGCCGUCAGACUUUGAUGAAAUAGAAAUGGCCAACCAGACCUGUAUUAUAAGAUCACUUCUGAAUCAUGACCCUAGUUGUCGUCCAACAUCUAAAGAAUUAUUACAGUCUGACCAUUUACCUCCCCCGCAAAUGGAAGAAGCAGAACUGAAUGAAAUUUUGAGAUCAACCAUAUCCAAUCCCCAGAGUAAAUCUUACAGACGUAUGAUAGACGCCAUGUUUUCACAGCCUGUUCCACUUAUUCAACAUCUAACUUAUGACAAUGAUCUUUAUAAGGGUGUUCUUACUACGAAAGCAGCCUUAGUACAGACAAGUGUUCAUGGUACAAUAGAAAGGAUAUUUCAGCGACAUGGUGCUUUAAGAAUGUCAACCCCCAUUUUAAUGCCCAAGUGCUUUUUGUAUCAGGAUGAACAAUAUGCAUGUUUUAUGGACCAUAGUGGUAAUGUUGUAGGUCUGCGCUGUGAUCUCAGAGUACCUUUUGCUCGUUAUGUUGCAAAGAGUCAUAUUCAGUCAUUAAAAAGGUAUUGUAUUGAUCAUGUUUACCAAGAAAAGAAAUUAUUCGGCUUACAUCCAAAAGAAAUGACAGAGUGUGCAUUUGACAUAAUUACUCCAUAUCAGUUUGGAUUGAUACCAGAAUCUGAGUUAUUAGCUGUUGUAGGAGAAGUUGUUAAUGAAUUCCCAGCUUUACAAGAAAGAAAUUAUUAUUUUCGUAUUAACCAUACAUGUUUAUUGAAAUCUGUAUUGGUGUAUUGUGGGAUACCAGAAGAUAAACAGCAGUCUGUUUUGUUGUGUUUACGUGACUUUCAGCAUAAAAAGGCAGAAAGGCGUCAAAAUCUUGAAUCAAGUUGUGGUGUUACCUUUAAUGAACACACUGCUGCAAUGUUCUUCACCUUAUUAGAUUAUGAAGGAACUUAUAAAAACAUCAACAGUUUACUUCGUUCUUUAACCAAGUCAAAGGGAGAAGCUGGUACUUUAGUUAAGAGAGCAUUGCAUGAAUUAGAAGCUGUGAUAAUUUAUGCUGAGGCUUUAGGUGUUAAAUUAGAGAUUAAGGUGACAGUUGGUUUGAUUUAUAAUCCAUUACAAUAUAGUGGUAUUAUAUUUCAACUUAUGUAUGAACAUAGAAAAAAGAAGAGAUUAGUAACGGAUGUAUUAGCUGCUGGAGGAAGAUAUGAUCAAUUAAUAAAUCAUUUUCAUCGUUCCUCUAAACUUGAUAAAGAUUCAGGUAUUGGUGAAAGUAGCCCAUGUGGUGUGGGUGUUAGUAUGGCUUUUGAAAAAAUUGUUGCUGCUGUCAUGGAAAAUUUGGAAGAGAAUCCAUGUUCUCAUGAUAUAGUUGUCUGCUCUGUUGGUCAUAAUCCUAUGUGGAAAGAAAGAUUGAAUAUAGUAAAAGAUCUGUGGUCUGCUGGAUUAAGAGCUGAAGUAUUGUAUGAUUCUAUACAGAGUUUAGAAGAUGUUCAACUAUACUGCCAGAAUUUACACAUUCCAUUUAUAGUUUAUUUAAAAGAUGGUGAUGGUGGAUUUGUUAGAAUACGAUGGGUUGAAAGAGAAAAAACUAUGGAGAAGAAAGUCAGGAUACCUGAAACAGUUACAAUGUUACAAGACAAGCUACAAGCAAUCACAAAAUCAGAUGUAAAUGAUGCUAAUCCAGUUGUGAGUAGAGGUACUUGUAAUACUAAUACCUCUAUAGAAGGUAAUCAGAUCAGUAGUAUUAAUGUACCAAGUUUUAACUUUCACUUCGUUAAUGAAAAUAAUAAACUACCAGUUAACACCAGAAGAAGAUAUGAAUCACAGAUAUUUGCUAAAGUAUGCAGUGUUUUACCAUGGUUACCUGGAAAGUCAUUAGAUGUUAUAGCUAUUAAUGUAGAUUACACUACUUUAAAAAUAAUAGCUGCCUAUCUGGAGAUAAAUGAAGAUGAAAACGCAUUUAAUAAAAGUAUCAGUGUUGUGUUAGAUAAGCAACAAAGAAAUAAAAAAUACUUAGUGAAAAUAUUGGACCAAAUUUAUGAGCUGAAGUUUGAGAAAAAAUGCUGUUAUUUUGUUAUUUAUGGAAUGAAAGAUGACAGUAUGAAACUUAUGACAUGAAUAACAAUCAUAGUAUUGUUGAAAUCAAAGAAAACAGUGGAUACAGAUUGGACUUUGGGAACAGAUUUUUAUACGCCCACAUUGAAAUGUGGUCCUAUAUUGUCGUCACCCCCGUCCGUUCAUCCAGCGUCCACAAGCGUCCGUCUGUCAAUGUGGACCCUCUAGAGGCUAAAGUUAAUAUCCGAUUGACUUUAAAUUUAUACACAGUGUUUAAGGUCAUGAGACGAAGAAGCGUAUUGAUUUUCAGCGAUUUCCGAUAAUAACUGCUAGAGGUAGCGCCCUUGAUCACGUCAAAAAAUCUUGUGGACGCUCUAGAGGUCAAAGUUAAUAUCCGAUUGGCUUUAAAUUUAUACACCGUGUUUACGGUCAUGAGACAAAGAAACCUAUUGAUUUUCAAAGAUUUCUGAUAAUUACUGCCAGAGUUAUGGCCCUUGAUCACUUUUAAAAAUCUUGUGGACGCUCUAGAGGCCAAAGUUAAUAAAUUUAUACGCAGUGUUUGAGGUCAUGAGACCAAGAAUCCUAUUGAUUUUCAACGAUUUCCAAUAAUUACUGCCAAAGUUAUGGCCCUUGAUCAAUUUAAAAAAUCUUGUGACGCUCUAGAGGCUAAAGUUAUCAUCCGAUUGACUUCAGAUUGAUACACAGAGUUUAAGGUUUUGAGACGAACAAGUAUAUAGAUUUUCAAUGUAUUUUGAUAACUUGAACAGCUAAAUCCAUGAUAUUAAAUGUUUCGUAUACUAAACAUUAGCAUGGGGCAGAACUUUAUAACAACCAAACAAAUUCUAAUGAUUUUCUGAUGAUUAAUUAAUGAGUUGUUACUCUUUAAUCAGAUUUUAGUGUAUUAUAAAUGUUUCAUUAUCGAAAAAAGUAAAAAUAUGCGACAACUCUUGUUGACUGCCCGGAUGAUUUAGCUGCUGUGGGUGUAUGUUUCGUUGCCUGGCAACCUAUCUUUAUACUCCCACAUGGAAAGUCCGUCCGUCCAAUCCAUCGUCCACAAUUUCUUGUGAACGCUCUAACUCCACAAGUUAUAAUCCGAUUGUUUUAAAAUUGAUGUAUGUGGUUUACAUGAAAAAGCCUAUUUAAUUUCAAUAAUUUCUGUUCAUUACGUCUUUAGAUAGGCCCUUGUCUCACUUUGUUGAACCUUUUGAAAUCUAUUACCUCAAAAGUUAUCAUCUAAUCUUUGUGAAAUUUAUAUGCAUUAUUUAUAAUAGUGAAACAAAGAAGUCUAUUGAAUUUCAGCAAUUUCCAUUUAUUACGUCUAGAGUUAUGGCCCUUGUUUCACUUUAUUGAACCUUGUGAACGCUCUAACGCCAAAUGUUGUCACCCAAUCUUUGUGAAAUUUAUAUGCAUGAUUUAAAUUAGUGAAACGAAGAAUCCUAUUGAAUUCAGCAAUGUCCAUCAAUUACUACUAGAGUUAUGGCCCUUGUUUCACUUUGUUGCACCUUGGGAACCCUCAUCGCUCAAAUAUCAAAAGUUAUCUGCCGAUCUGUAUGAAAUUGACAUGCGUCAUUUGAAUUAGUAAAGAGAAGAAUCCUAUUGAAUUUCAGCAAUUUCUGUUUAUUACUUUCAGAGUUAUGACUCUUGUUUCACUUUGCUGCACUUUGUGAACUCUCUAACCUCUAAAAUUAUCUGCCGAUCUGUAUGAAAUUUAUAUGUGCCAUUUAAGUUAGUAACAGUCCUAUUGAAUUUCAGCAAUUCCUGUUUAUUAGGUCUAGAAUUAUGUCUCGUUUCACUUUAUUGAACCUUGUGAAUGCUCUAACGCCAAAAGUUAUCAUCCGAUCUUUGUGAAAUUUAUAUGCAUUAUUUAUAUUAGUGAAACGAAAAAGCCUUUCAAAUUUCAAUAAUUUCUGUAGACUACUUCCUGAGUUGAGGCCCUUGUUUCAGUUUGUAGUACCCUCAAAUGACAAAAAUUAUAAUCUGAUCUGUAUGGAACUGUCUUGUAAAGGCCCCCAAUUACCUACAAAGGAAUAAAUAUGCGACAACCCUUGUCGACCGCUCAGACAAUUUAGCUGCUGUGGGUGUAUGUUUUGUUGCCUGGCAACCUAUCUUUUUAUUUUACAAACUAAUUGGGCAUAGAAUGUCCACAAAUGUCCAUGUUGCUAUAACUGGAAUAAAAGUGUGCUAGGUGCUAUGGAAUAAGAUGUUAAUUUUUAAAAUCAUGUACAAUUAAAUUGAAGAUAUUUUGAAUAUUAAUUGUUUUAUAUUUUUAAAAUAAUUAAUUAAAAAUUGAAGUUUUAUGAGGAUAUUGUAUAUUAAUUGAAUAAAACAGACAAUAACAAACCUUCCAGUACAACCUCCUGUCUCAGACAUCUACUUUUUAAAUCAAAGAUUUGGGUUUACUCCAAAAGUGACCAAUAAACAAUUCUAAACCCUUACCACUAAACUUGGUGUUAUCUCUGGUUGCUUAAAAUUGAUUUCACAAUUAAAUAUUUCCAUAAAUAAAAAGAAAGUUCUCUUGUAACAUCCAUAAUUUUCUUCAUACAUUUGUCUUAACAUGAGCAACUCAUUGAACCCAGUGAUCUGGUCAAAGACGAAACAAAUCAGAUUUUCAGUAGGUGUGUGUGUAAAAUUGUUUCAACAAUUCUGAAUGGACCAUAGUCAGGGACGGAUUGGGCCGGUCAGAAAAAAAUAAUUUUGUCCAAUUCGUCUAAAAAAAACUUUUUCUGCUGAACAUUAUAUGGGGUGGGGAGGGGGGUAUUGGACCGGCCAUGGAGCGAUGAUGAUCAUGUUGUAUGUGGCCGGUGGCUUUAAUGGGCCGCCACGCCAUCACUGGAGUCUGUACUGGGCUGGUAAAAUAGACUUUCUGGGCUGGGUGUGGGCCGGAAUUCGGAAUCCUGCAUAAUAAGACGAUAUGAUAAUUUCUCAGGUUGAUGGUUGUAAAUCGAUUUAUGAGAUAUAUUAUUUGACAGAGAUUAUAAUCAGAUAUGCCACCAAAUCUCAUAUUUGGGGUUUAUUUUUCAAAAUUUUCCAGGGGGAGAGCCCCCGGACCCCCCGUCCAGGCUCUGCGGUCAGUAAAAGGGGCCGCUCCGACACGGGAGCCCGGGCCGGUUCCCGGACCCAAUCCGCCCCUGACCAUAGUUAGACAUGCCAGUAGUGCCCAGUAGUGCCCAGUGGACUGAUACAUUAGAAUAUGAUAUUCUCAAUCAACAUAUUUUUUGUGAUUUCUUUUAGUUAUAGUUGAUCACCCCAUAUCAAAAUUUCUGAUAAAUUUGAAUCUCUGUGUCGGGAUUGACGACGAAAUCCAUGUUUACUUUAAACAACAACCUGAUGUCAGAGGAAUGUUUGAGUUAGGGAGUUCACACAUUAAUGCUUUAUAUUCACUAAUGAGACCAAAAACAAACUUGCGGGUAACUGAAAACUUUUGGAUUUCAAAAGGUAGGCCUACAUAAAAAUACAGGUACUGCUUAUUAGUUAUUAAUUAAUUCACUUAAAGGUCUGAUUUAAAUCGCAAGAAUAUGGUUGAUUGUUUUAUACACCAAGGCAUUUUAUUAAUUGCAGAAAUUUAAUCUAUACAAAUCCUGUUCAUUACAAAUAGCUUAUCAGAUAUUUCAGACUGAAAAAUUGAUUAUAAUUAUUGUUGAUGUUAUCGGAUAAUAAUUAUUGAUGAUGGUCAUUGUGAGACCUAAAUAUCUGAGAAAAUUCGAUAUAAUUUAAUAUGUCUCAUUAUUUUCAAUAUUUGCAUAUAUUAUAUGUAAACUACUUCAUUCAUGUGUAUUUUUUGUCCCCCGCCUUUCGAAGAAAGCAGGGGACUAUUAAAAUGGGUUCGUCUGUCUGUCUGUCUGUCUGUCUGUCUGUCUGUCUGUCUGUCUGUCUGUCUGUCUGUCUGUCUGUCCGUCCGUCCGUCCGUCCGUCCGUCCGUCCGUCCCGUCCGUCCGUCCGUCCGUCUGUCUGUCCGUCCGUCUGUCUGUCCGUCACACUUUUUGGGACACAAUAACUCUCUUCCUAAUUGAGCUAGAAUGUUCAAACUUGGUGUAUGUGUUUAUUAGGUCAAUGCCUUGAUGGAGUUCGAAGAUGAGCAUUUUCCGCUUAGGGUAAGCAGAGAUAAGCAAUUUGAUUGGUUGAUGCUUUGGGACACGAUAACUCUCUUCCUAAUUGGGCUAGAAUGUUCAAACUUGGUGUAUGUGUUGAUUAGGUCAAUGCCUUGAUGGAGUUCGAAGAUGAGCAUUUUCCGCUUAGGGUAAGCAGAGAUAAGCAAUUUGAUUGGUUGAUGCUUUGGGACACGAUAACUUUUAAUUGAGCUAGAAUGUUCAAACUUGGUGUAUGUGUUUAUUAGGUCAAUGCCUUGAUGGAGUUCGAAGAUGAGCAUUUUCCGCUUAGGGUAAGCAGAGAUAAGCAAUUUGAUUGGUUGAUACUUUGGGGCACGAUAACUCUAUUCCUAAUUGAGCUAGAAUGUUCAAACUUGGUGUAUGUGUUGAUUAGGUCAAUGCCUUGAUGGAGUUCGAAGAUGAGCAUUUUCCGCUUAGGGUAAGCAGAGAUAAGCAAUUUGAUUGGUUGAUGCUUUGGGACACGAUAACUUUAGUUCUAAUUAAGUGAGAUUGAUGAAACUUGGUGUAUAGAUUUAUUAUAUGAAUACCUUAACUAAGUUCGAUAAUGAACAUUUUUUGCUGAGGGUAAGCAGAGUGAUAAGCAAUUUGAUUGGUAGAAACUUUGGAACACAAUAACUCUCCUUCUAAUUGAGGUAGAAUGUUCAAACUUGGCAUAGGUGUCUAUUAGGUGAAUGUUUAAACUUGAUGUAUAUGUAGAUGUUCAUUAGGUGAAUGUCUUGACUGAGUUCAAUAAUUAACAUUUCGAGCUGAAGCUAAGCAGAGCUAAUCGAUUUCAUUUGUCGAUGGUUUGGGACAAGAUAAUCUUGAUUCUAUCUGAUAGAGAGUGAUGAAACUUAGUGAAAAAAAUAAAUGUGCGAUUAAUUAAUAUGUGUCAUCUAUUUAUUUUGCAAUUUCGGCGGGGGACAUCAGCCUCACUGUUGGCUUGUUUUUACCUAGAUCAUCAUUUGGAUAUAUGUUUAAUGUUAUGUUGAUGAUUUUACAUGUAUGUAAAAUGUAUUCAUAUGUGAUAUGUUUUGUAGAUAGCAAACAUUUUAUAAAUAAAAUCUAUUUAUUUGUA
Molecule: messenger RNA, 10255 nt
Organism: Patella vulgata (common limpet)
Lineage: Eukaryota; Metazoa; Mollusca; Gastropoda; Patellidae
Product: eIF-2-alpha kinase GCN2-like
Exons: 38
Coding region: 116-1147 (343 amino acids)
Biological process (GO): DNA damage checkpoint signaling; regulation of translational initiation by eIF2 alpha phosphorylation; cytoplasmic translation
Cellular component (GO): cytosol
Molecular function (GO): ATP binding; eukaryotic translation initiation factor 2alpha kinase activity; protein binding
Source: RefSeq, a predicted model, not a curated record